Molecule: messenger RNA, 654 nt
Organism: Striga asiatica
Lineage: Eukaryota; Viridiplantae; Streptophyta; Magnoliopsida; Lamiales; Orobanchaceae
Source: the annotation of a GenBank genome assembly
AUGUCCCGCACGCACACGAACAACACAUUAUUAAAAACCAGAUCAGAGUUGAGAGCAAUCAAUCCAAACCUAAACAAUAUUACCGGACAACAAUUGUUCAACCAGCUUUGCCUUUUCCACCUUGAUCUCCAUCUCUCUCCGGUGGAGCUCCACGUCCUUCACAAGCAGCUUCCACCACUCGCCGGCCCCACUCGCCGGCGCUGGCCCUCGGAAAAUCUCCGACCCCACUUUCUUAAUGAGCCGGCCCAUGCCACCGUCGCCGCCGCCCAACCCCACGAUCUCCGGCACCAUACUCCGGACCACCGCCAUGUCAUCCCCUUCUCGGGCCGGGCCCGUCUCUUCCAGCCUGUUUUCGAUUCGGGCCCUCCUCCUCGCUUUUCUACCUCUCGUCCCGAAAUUCAACCCCUCCCCCCACCGGGGGAUUUCGCCGCCCCACACGAGCUUCGAGACUUGGUAGACCAGCCGCUGGUGGGACCCGCGUGGGGCCCAUUCGGGACGGGCCGAGUUGUCGGAGAAGUUUUUCCGGAGCUUCCGGAUCUUGGCCUUCAGCUGGUUCGGGUUCGGGUCGCCGGACAGGCGGCCCGCGAUGGACCGGUGGAGUUCGGUCAAGUUGAUGGACUGCGCGGACCGGUUUCGGUCCAGGUGGUCGAUUAG